Messenger RNA from Zingiber officinale, 982 nucleotides. Its product is annotated as ras-related protein Rab7-like. Gene Ontology annotation, cellular component: vacuolar membrane. Lineage: Eukaryota; Viridiplantae; Streptophyta; Magnoliopsida; Zingiberales; Zingiberaceae. The record is from RefSeq and is a predicted model, not a curated record. The transcript has 7 exons. Gene Ontology annotation, molecular function: GTP binding; GTPase activity. The coding region runs from base 136 to 759 and encodes 207 amino acids.
CUGUCGCAGCUCUUCUCCAGCUUCUGCUCGCUUGAUUUAGAUUCCUAGGGUUCAAUCUCGGGAUCGGGGAGGAAACCCUGAUCGAAAGUGCUCGAGGAUUCAUCCUUCUUCUCCGCUUCGCCGACCUCGGAAUCCAUGGCGUCCCGUCGGCGUAUGCUUCUCAAAGUCAUCAUCCUCGGCGACAGCGGGGUUGGGAAGACUUCUCUGAUGAAUCAAUAUGUGAACAAGAAGUUCAGCAACCAGUAUAAAGCCACCAUUGGAGCUGAUUUCUUGACCAAAGAAGUCCAGAUCGAUGACAGAUUGUUCACUUUACAGAUCUGGGACACGGCGGGGCAGGAAAGAUUUCAGAGCCUUGGUGUGGCUUUCUAUCGCGGAGCCGAUUGCUGCGUUCUUGUCUACGAUGUUAAUGUUAUGAAAUCAUUUGAUAAUUUGAAUAAUUGGCGCGAGGAAUUUCUGAUUCAGGCUAGUCCAUCUGAUCCUGAGAACUUCCCUUUCAUAUUGUUGGGUAACAAGAUCGAUAUUGAUGGUGGCAAUAGCCGUGUGGUCUCAGAGAAGAAAGCUAAAGCUUGGUGUGCAUCGAAGGGCAACAUCCCCUAUUUUGAGACAUCAGCAAAAGAAGGAUUCAAUGUGGAAGCUGCUUUUCAGUGUAUUGCCAAGAAUGCUCUAAAGAAUGAACCUGAGGAAGAUAUAUACCUUCCUGAUACGAUCGAUGUGGCAGGGCGUGCAACCCAGCAAAACUCUUCAGGUUGUGAGUGCUAGAUCGAAUUCACUUGUGUUUCUUGCCUAGUUGGUUUGUUGUUUGCCAUAUUUUUACCUCAGAUUAUACUUCACCAUUUUCGCCUGUAAUUUGUGUCCAAUUCCAUGGUGGUUGGCACUAGUUCUCGUUCUUGAAAUGUUCUUCUCCCUUGUUCAUGCCAUGUGUGCCACUGUCAUUAAUGUUCUACCCUUAACCUUCAAUAUGAUUAUUCUUUCCAAGACUAAA